Molecule: messenger RNA, 4523 nt
Organism: Phyllostomus hastatus (greater spear-nosed bat)
Lineage: Eukaryota; Metazoa; Chordata; Mammalia; Chiroptera; Phyllostomidae
Gene: PAQR8
Product: progestin and adipoQ receptor family member 8
Exons: 2
Coding region: 251-1315 (354 amino acids)
Biological process (GO): response to steroid hormone
Cellular component (GO): plasma membrane
Molecular function (GO): nuclear steroid receptor activity; steroid binding
Source: RefSeq, a predicted model, not a curated record
AGGAGGGGGUGCCCGGGUCUGCGCAUCCCGCCCGGGGGCCGGGAAGGGGCGGAGCCGGGCGGUGCCCGCCCCCAGCCGUCCCCUUUUUCUCGGCCUCUCCCCAGUGCAGCGCGGGCCGGGGUCACAGCCGCCUGUGCGAAGCUGGGAGCUGUGAGCUGAGUGGUAUUGCGGGCUGAGCCGACCGGGCUGCGCUCUCGGACACCAGCCGCCCCUGACAGUCAUAUCCCCUGUCCUGUUGUGCUGGGCAGCCAUGACGACGGCCAUCCUGGAGCACCUGAGCACCCUGUCUGUCAGUGGGCAGCAGCUGCGCCGCCUGCCCAAGAUUCUGGAGAACGGGCUUCCCAAGAUGCCUUGCACUGUCCCAGAGACAGAUGUGCCCCAGCUUUUCCGGGAGCCUUACAUCCGCACCGGCUACCGCCCCACAGGACACAAGUGGCGCUACUACUUCUUCAGCCUCUUUCAGAAACACAAUGAGGUGGUCAAUGUCUGGACCCACUUGUUGGCGGCUCUGGCUGUCCUCCUGCGAUUCUGGGCCUUUGCCGAGGCCGAGGCCUUGCCGUGGACCUCGGCCAGCACCCUGCCCCUGCUCCUCUAUGUCCUGUCCUCCAUCACUUACCUCAUGUUCAGCGUUCUGGCCCACCUGCUGCAGUCCAAGUCCGAGCUCUCCCACUACACUUUCUACUUUGUGGACUACAUUGGCGUGAGCAUUUACCAGUAUGGCAGUGCCUUGGUUCACUUCUUCUACACCUCUGACCAGGCCUGGUACGAGCACUUCUGGCUUUUUUUCUUGCCAGCAGCUGCCUUCUGUGGCUGGUUGUCUUGCGCUGGCUGUUGUUACGCCAAGUAUCGUUACCAGAGGCCUUACCCAGUCAUGAAGAAGAUAUGUCAAGUGGUGCCCUCAGGGCUGGCCUUCAUCCUAGACAUCAGCCCCGUGGCGCACCGAGUGGCCCUGUGCCACCUGGCUGGCUGCCAGGAGCAGGCCGCCUGGUACCACACCCUCCAGAUCCUCUUCUUCCUGGUCAGCGCCUACUUCUUCUCUUGCCCAGUUCCCGAGAAGUACUUCCCAGGCUCCUGUGACAUUGUGGGCCACGGGCAUCAGCUCUUCCACGUGUUUCUGUCUAUCUGCACGCUCUCCCAGCUAGAGGCCAUCCUCCUGGACUACCAGGGGCGGCAGGAGAUCUUCCUGCAGCGCCACAGUCCCCUGUCCGUCUACAUGGCCUGUCUGUCUUUCUUCCUCUUGACCGCCUGCAGCGCCACCACUGCAGCCCUCCUGAGGCACAAAGUCAAGGCCAGACUGAUGAAGAAAGAGUCCUGAGGCUGGCAGGUGGGGCGAAGUUGGAUGCACCUCAUGGUGAUUUGGGGAAAAUGCGAUACGAAACAGGAGUUGACUUUUUAUUUUUAAGAGGUGGCUUUUACAUUGAAACGUAUUUCCAAGGCUACGGCCUUGGGAAGCCAAAGGACUCAAGAGUUAGGUUGUUAUAGUUGUUCAUAAAAGGAGUGUUCCUUUUUCGUCUAGGUCACAGCCUUUCAGACACAGGAAAGGAAGGGACCAUGGCUAAGAUUCAUAUGACGCUGAAUUACGGAUCAUCUCCCUACCUGAAAAUUCAGUAGAAUUCUGAGUGUGGCCUCCAGGGACAAGUCCUGGAGCUGAAGAGAUGAUAACCUUGGGCCGAAAGACAAGUAGGGGGCCAGUCCACACCAUGUUGGAAUCGCCAUCCUACUCUGCUGGUCUUCGAUGAUUGAAUAAAUUGACCCAAGGACCCAGUUUCCUUUGGAUUUCAGCUGUUCAGGGUGGAGAAUUCAGAAUCUUCAAGAUUCAGUGAAACCCUUAGACAUGAAUUAUUCAUUUCAUACUAUUUCUGGCCCUUCCUCUGUCACCCACUCUAACCCUGACCCUUUUCUCAGGAUGACAUCUUUCUGGCUAUUUUCUCUAAAGUGCUGUUCACUCCGAUCCAUACCUUGGUAAUAUACAGGACGGUGAAGUAGUCAUACUCUCAGUAGUUGCUUGGAUUCGUGUGGAAAUCCAGGAAGCUUAUUCUCAUAUAAUACUAAUGCAAACAGUACUAGAAAGUACAGUGCCAAGAGCCCCCAGGAAGUGCAGCCAGCAAGCAUGGAGACUGUUGGAGAUCAGGGGACCCUUCUGUUCUAUAUCUGUGGACUGGAGCAUCACUUGAGAUCUCUUAGGGCUGCCUCACAGGCCAGAAGACCUGGGGCUUGCUCCAGGGGAUCAUCUCCAGAUUUUGACCAGCGUAUUCCAAGAGCCCCUGGUAGAGUGCAUCAGUUCUAAGUGUCCCCUUAGGGAUCUCAUCAUUUCCAGAGGAAGCCAAGUUCCAGCCUUUUAAAUAUAUGCCAUCCCACAAAGGACCCACAUAACUGCCCUAGUUCAGGGUCCUCAGGCAGACACUUAUGCCUCAGCUUAGAGCUGAACCCUUAAAAUAAUCAAGCCCCAGGACAGGUGAGCAUGUGUCUCACUGUGGGUUGGUCCAUAAAGGCUCCUUUUGGGUAAGAAUGGUGAACGGCACACCCUGUAGCUAGAAUGUUCUGUGGAGGGCAUCACUGCCCAGCAGCUGCUAUGGGAUAGGUGGUACUCGCCACUGUGUUCUGGCCACACAGCCUUUCUGAGGACUGACUUCACACUAAUCCAGUGAAAGGGGCUGUGCUGACAGAGGAGCUGAGCCAUGGCAGCCUUCUCAGAGGCUACAAUUCCUAUCAGUGGUAUAAGGUUCCUAUUUACUAAAAAGAGAAGUGGUUUGUUUUCACUCCAGUUUGAUGAACAUCUUCUAACUACUAGAUUAUUCCAUUGUCUUCAAAUCUUAGUUUUCUUUCUUUCUCUGAGAGAUUUGUGGGUUUUGUGCCUUAUAAAUGGAAAUUUAUGAACACUACUAUAUAUAUGGAAUUUGCAGUUUUGGGUUAUUGGGAUAAGAAAGGAAGAAUUCAUUGCUUUUCAACCAGUGGAUGAAAGAAUACCUUAUCAAUCAAAAGACUCUUUGAACCUGCUUAUUUUGGCAAAAAAAAAGGAGAGAAAAAUUCAACUGAAGCUUUCUUAUAACCUUUCUAUCAAGAAAAUGUAUAUCUUGUCAGCUAUGUAGUUUUCCUAGAUGUUUUCAUAGGUUUCCCUUUUAAUCUUCAAAUACGUGAACGUCUGUGCUACCCAAGUGUCUUACACAGUCUUCCGGUGUCUAGGCCAAAUUCACCACAAAUGAAGUCCGCAAACUGAACAGGGUUGAACUAAACCAGGGGAUGGGGGAGGCGUGCAAACACAUUCCAAGUAGAGGGUCAGUUUAAAAUGGGGAAGAGAAAGUGAAAUGUCUAUGAGUAUGGAUUCAAAGACUAGGUUCUUUUAAAAGUUGGAAGGAAGCUGUAAGUCCAGCUCUUGAAUGGAACUGGUGGCAGAGAUCUUUAGGUCAAAUGCAGGUUUUACUUUUAAGAGAAAACAGUAGAGCAGUGAUCUUCAAAUGUAGACCUGCACACUGUAAAUGGUCUGUAACAAGACAGAUACAGAUAGUCUAAACUUUUAGAUAUUGCCAUAAAAUUUUCAGUUUAAUGCAAGUGUUGGUCUCUCAAGUGAUUGGAAAAUUUUUUUUAAUAUUUUCACCGAGAUAUUCAAGAAGCUUUGGGGUGGAGACUAGUAUCUCAUUAAAAAUACUAGUAUCUCAUUAGCAAUAUGUAAACAUGGGAAAUGCAGAUGUUUUUAACUACUCAGACUUUUGAGGGAUUAAAUACUCUUUUUAAAAACAUUUUCAUUAAAAUGAGUGUAUCGGUAUGGAACAGACCUAGGUUUUUUUAAAGGAAUAAUUAAGUAUUUGAUAAUGGAGAUAGUUAUCUUUCUCCACCAUACCCCCUCAAACAGUUGACAUCUACUGGAAAUUCUGCUCCUUAUCUCUCUUUUUUAACUAAUUUUUUAAUACUUUAAACCUAUUAAAAUGUAAAUGCCUCUGAAAAAAACUAAACAAUCAUCUUGUGAAUAAAAAUUCUGAUGGAUUUAUACCAGGGCCUUUCAGAGUAGGGUGAGGGGACAGUGAGGUGCCCCAGACUGGGCACAUGCUUGCCUGUUCCCCUCUUACCUAGGACUUCCUAACCUCUCCUGAAUUAACAAGCUGAUGUUGAUACCCUUCAGAUGGUAGGGUUUUGUUUCUCACCUCAGCCGAAAGUACCUCAUUCAAUAACAGCAUUCUCAAUCCUCUACUGAAAGCUUGAAGAAUAGCAGGAGCUCAGGCCACAUGAUGAAGAAUGAAGGAUGAAGGUCAUUCAUUCCUGCCUGUGUUGCCCACCUGUUCACAAAUUGUACCUUAAUGCUUAAAACCAUUAGGUUCUUCAGUUGCUGCACUGUAGUUUCAAGUAGGCCCUCCAGAUGGCGCACGUGUGUUUCUCAGAGGGCCCAGCUGUUGUCCUCAAGGUCUCAGCCUACUAAAUGUGUUCGACCUAGUGUUUUGCUUGAUUGCUUGGCAAGGAAAAUUUGGAACUAUUUUCUGUUUAUAUAAACCUACUUACAGAAAUGACCAUUAAACUGAUUUGUAUAUGGA